Saccharomyces eubayanus is the source of this 3078-nucleotide messenger RNA. It is a transcript of the gene MAK21, whose product is annotated as RNA-binding ribosome biosynthesis protein MAK21. The transcript has a single exon. Lineage: Eukaryota; Fungi; Ascomycota; Saccharomycetes; Saccharomycetales; Saccharomycetaceae. The record is from RefSeq and is a predicted model, not a curated record. The coding region runs from base 1 to 3078 and encodes 1025 amino acids. Gene Ontology annotation, cellular component: nucleus.
AUGGGUGAAAACAAGGAUAAGAAGCUGGAUUUAUCUUCAUUGAGGAAUAAGAUUUCUUCGAAAUUACAAGAUAAUAACAAUAAGAAGGCGAAGAAGGCCCAAAAAAACAAGAACGCAAAGGAAAGCAUGGUCGAAAAGAAAGUGGACGAAGAUUUGCGCCGUGAAGCGUUGGCUUUGGGUGCUAAUGAAGAGGAUCUAAAGUUGAUUCAAGGAUUAAGUGAUGAUGACGAGGACAGUAAAAGCGAGCAGGAAUUCGAUGCUGCUGCGGACGAGGGUGCAAACGAUAAAGUGUUUAAAAAUGAUCUCCAAGACUUCAUGAAGAAUAUAGGUUUUGACAAACACAAGCUCGAAGACGCGAAUGAUGACGACGUAGAAGGAAAUACCUCUAGCUCCAAGGAAUUUGAAAAGCCUGUACAGGAAAAGAAAAAAGAACAGAAACCUGUUGCCGCAGCCGAACAAGAGGUAAAAGAAGAAGAGGAAGAAGAAGAAGAAGAAGAAGAAGAAGAAAAAAUAGCUAACCUUAGUUCAGACCAAAAGUCAGAAUCAAAAUCAGCAGAAAAAGAAAAGAAAGAAAAGAAAGAUAGCGGUUUAAUUACACAAACAACUAUCAUUUCAUCUGAUAAGCUAACCAUCCCUUAUGACAAACCAUGGUAUGAAAUUCCAUUGGAUUCUAAAGUAGAACAAAGUGAGGACGUUGCGGAAUUAUCCAAGGAUCAAAUUGAAAAGCUUUUUGAAAGAGGUAAACAAACUUUGGAAGCCGAUAAUCAAACCUACUAUGAAGAAUUCACAAAAGAUUCAUCACAGGCAAAGUUUAUGUCCCAAAUUUUAUCAGAUGGUACACUUAACGAUAAAAUAUCGGCUGUGACAUUACUUAUUCAAGAUUCGCCAUUACACAACAUGAAAUCUUUAGAAACUUUGGCUUCCUAUUGUGGUAAAAAAUCCAGAAACUCGGCUCUUCAAAGUUUAAACUCUUUGAAAGAUUUAUUCUUAAGUGGUCUUUUACCAAACAGAAAGCUGAGAUACUUUAAGAACCAACCCGGUUUGUCAAUGAUGCUAAACAAAACAACUUUGGCCAUCUUCUACUUUGAAGACUAUUUGAAAAAAUUGUUCUUCCGUAUUUUAGAGGUUUUGGAAGUGCUAUCUCAUGAUCCUAUCAUCCACGUCAGAUUACAAGUAUUAAACCAUGUUUUUGAUCUAUUAACCAAUCAACCAGAGCAGGAAUUCAACUUGCUAAGAUUAGGUGUGAAUAAAAUUGGUGACAUUGAUUCCAAAGUUUCUUCAAAGGCUUCAUAUUUAUUAUUAAAGUUGGAACAGGCUCAUCCAAAUAUGAAAUCCAUUGUUAUUGAUGCUAUUGUUGAUAUCUCAUUAAGACCAACUGCUGACUAUCACACCACCUACUAUUCUGUCAUUACUUUAAAUCAAACAAUCCUGAAAAGAUCAGAGGACUCUGUAGCUAACAAGUUGGUGAAAACAUAUUUCACGCUCUUUGAGAAAUUUCUAAUCAACACUGAUAAAGAUCACACCGAUGGCACUGCAAAGAGCAAAUCAAAGACAUACGAGGAAAAGAGGAAGAAGAAUUUUAAAAAGGGUAAACAUGGCGGUAAGUCUGUAAAAGUUGAAAAAACAGAAAGUGAAGUCCUCGAUGAAAAGAACUCAAAACUGUUCAGUGCUUUAUUGACAGGUAUCAACCGUGCGUUCCCUUUUGCUCAAAUCCCAGCAUCGGUGUAUGAAGUUCAUAUGGAAACUCUUUUCAAAAUCACACACUCUUCUAAUUUCAACACCUCUAUCCAAGCAUUGGUAUUAAUCAAUCAGGUCACCGUGAAGGCUGCAUUGAAUAGUGAUAGAUAUUAUAGAACAUUAUAUGAAAGUUUGUUUGACCCUAGGUUAGUGAAUUCUUCCAAGCAAGGUAUUUAUUUGAAUUUACUUUUCAAAUCAUUAAAGCAAGACGCAUCAAAUGUGGAACGUGUAGAAGCAUUUGUGAAGAGAAUCCUGCAGGUGUGUUCUCAUUGGCUGAACGUUGGAACUAUUGCCGGUUUCUUUUUCUUAUUGAUCCAAUUAGCUAAAACAGUUCCACAAAUUAAAAAUCUUCUGACUAAUACACCAGUUGAUCAUGAAUAUGAAUCCGAUGCUGAAGAGGAACAAGCAAGUAAAGAUGAUAGAAGAAAGCAAUACGAUGGCCGUAAGCGUGAUCCAAAAUUUGCCAACGCAGACAAAUCUUCUUUAUGGGAAAUCAAUCAAUUCACCAACCAUUUCCAUCCAACUGUACAAACAUAUGCUAGCGCCUAUGUCACAGGAACUGCAGAGCAGAUAAGCAAACCGGAUUUAGGUUUAUUUACAUUAUCGCAUUUCUUAGACAGAUUUGUCUACAGAAGUGCCAAACAAACCAACGCCACAAGGGGUGCAUCUAUUAUGCAACCUUUGUUUAGUGGUUCACAGGUCAGCAACUCUGUUUUAGUCAAGGCGUCUGAUGUGACGCUUGACCAGAACCCUGUAAACACUGAAAACUGGUUAACUAAAAAGGUAGAGGAUAUAAAGCCUGAAGAUAAAUUCUUUUACCAAUAUUUCACAACCAAGAAGACCGCUGACAGAAAGGGGAAAAAAUCUGAUAAAGAAUCUAACUUCGAUAGUGACGAUGAAAUGAAUGAAGAUGAAAUCUGGAGUGCUUUGGUUAAAUCGAGACCUGAUGUAGAAGACGAUAGUGAUGACAGUGAAGUCGACUUUGGCGAAGAGGAUUUCGGCGAAUCAAGUAGUGAAGAAGAAGGUGAACUAAACGCAAUCGAAGAGGAGGAUGGUGAAGGCGAGCAGGAAAGCGGCGACGAAGACGCCUUCGAUGAAGAUAUAUUCUACAGUUUCGAUGGUGAACAGAAUGCUGGAGACAAGAAACGUACCUUUGCUGAAAGUGAAGAGGAUGAUGAAAAAGAAGAAGAAGAAGAGGAAGAAGAAGAAGAAGAAGAAGAAGAUAAGGAAGCUGCUGCGAAAAGAGCUAAGAAGAAGCAAAGAAAGAGUAUGCUCAAAAGCCUACCGGUAUUUGCAUCUGCGGACGACUAUGCUCAGUAUUUAGAUCAAGACUCAGAUUAG